This is a messenger RNA of Dendrobium catenatum, 2973 nucleotides long. Its product is annotated as rab GTPase-activating protein 1. The transcript has 18 exons. Bases 225 to 2531 code for a protein of 768 amino acids. The record is from RefSeq and is a predicted model, not a curated record. Lineage: Eukaryota; Viridiplantae; Streptophyta; Magnoliopsida; Asparagales; Orchidaceae.
UUGCCAUUUGUGCGCUGCAUUUAUCUCCGUCCCUGCAUGCAAAGCUUCGCCCCGCUGGCUUCGCUCCUCUUGCGUUCAACUCGCUCUCGCCAAAACCGGCAGUCUCGCCACCGCCGCUGCAGUGAACUGUGUGAUUUACGGCUGUGGCUCCCUUGAUUUUGCCGUUAACAGCCGCAAUCUUCUCUGCGAAUCACCCGCUCUGACCGCCACGCACGCCGCCUGAGAUGAAGGCCAAGGGUCUUCACCUCUUCACUUUUGAAAAUAAAAGGGAUGCAUAUGGAUUUGUGGUGCGACCUCAGCACUUGCAGACAUACCGAGAGUAUGCAAAUAUCUACAAGGAGGAGGAGGAAGAAAGAUCAAAUCGUUGGAAGGAAUUCCUUGAGAGUCAGGGAGUUACGGACAAUGCACCUGCUGCUGAGGAAAGUGAGAUUGCGUCACCUGUUGCUGCAGCAACUAGGUUGGGUGAUGAUCAAGGUUAUAUUGGACAUAGAAAAAGUGUCGGCCCUGAAGAAGGUGAUGAGCAAAUGGAGCAAAUGGAACAGAAGGAGAUGAUGCAUAAAUCCCCGACUUGGUCUCAGAUAAGGCCUUCUCUUACUUUGAUCGAGCAGUGGAUGAGCGCUCGUGUAAAGAAGAAGACAUUCUUGUUGAUUGACAAGGGAGAUGCAGAGAGAAGCGCAAAUGGAAUCGUUCAUAUUCAAGAGGCAAAGCCUUUGGAGGAUUCUGAGGACGAGUUUUAUGAUGUAGAGAGAUCAGAAAUGAACCAGGAGGUGUCUUCUGGUUAUGGAAGUGGCACUGAUUCAGCCGUCAACAUGACUAAUCAGGGAACGCAACCAGAGUCUCCAGUCCCUUGGAAGGAAGAGCUGGAGUUUCUUGUCAGUGGUGGUUUGCCAAUGGCCCUUAGAGGAGAGAUAUGGCAAGCAUUCACAGGUAUAGGAAGGCGCAGGGAGGAAGGGUAUUACCAAAAUUUGCUGGCUCUAGAAACCAAAAAUGUUGAGAGCAACGAAGUUGAUGGUUUUUCUUCAAAUGAUGUCAGUGAUGUCCCAAAGAAACCUAAUGUGAGUCAAUCAGAGAAAUGGAGGAGACAGAUUGAGAAAGACUUGCCAAGGACAUUUCCAGGACAUCCUGCUUUGGAUGAGGAUGGAAGGAAUGCUUUGAAGCGGCUACUCAUAGCUUAUGCUCGUCAUAAUCCAUCUGUUGGUUACUGCCAGGCUAUGAAUUUCUUUGCUGGUUUGCUAUUAUUGCUAAUGCCCGAGGAGAAUGCAUUUUGGACAUUAAUAACCAUUAUUGAUGAUUAUUUUGAUGGUUACUUUUCUGAAGAAAUGAUUGAAUCUCAGGUGGAUCUGCUUGUAUUGGAGGAGCUAGUUCGUGAGAGAUUUCCGAAGUUAUUCAAUCAUCUCGAUUAUCUUGGGGUGGAGGUGCCAUGGAUUGCUGGACCCUGGUUCCUUUCAAUAUUUGUCAAUAUGCUUCCUUGGGAAAGCGUUCUUCGUAUUUGGGAUGUUCUUCUCUUUCAAGGAAACCGUGUGAUGUUAUUCCGUACUGCUCUUGCUUUGAUGGAGUUAUAUGGCCCUGCAUUGGUCACGACAAAAGAUGCUGGAGAUGCUGUUACCUUAUUGCAGUCACUUGCUGGCUCAACUUUUGAUAGCAGCCAGCUUGUUUUGACAGCUUGCAUGGGUUAUCAAGUUAUAAAUGAAGCAAGACUGCUUGAGUUGAGAAAGAAGCAUAGGCCAUCUGUCAUGGCUGUCAUAGAAGAGAGAAGAAAGGGGCUUCACACCUGGAGGGACUCCCAGGGUCUUGCGUCCAAGUUGUAUGGUUUCAUAUGUGAUCCAAGAUUCCAAAAAACCAACUCCGCAGAGGUAGUAAAUGGUCCACAUGAAGGUGAUGGCGACCACAUGGAGUCCGUGGAUGAAAUCUUUGGAAGUUUGACAAUUAGUCAUGAGAUUGAUUCUGAACCUGAUCUUAAAAAACAUGUAACUUGGUUGAAGGCUGAGUUGUGCAGAUUGCUGGAGGAUAGGAGAUCAGCUAUCCUCAGGGCUGACGAAUUGGAGAUAGCAUUGAUGGAGAUGGUUAAGCAAGAUAACAGACGCCUCUUGAGUGCUAGGGUUGAGCAGCUUGAGCAGGAAGUGUCAGAGUUACGGCAAGCUCUUAAAGAUAAACAGGAGCAAGAACAGGCCAUGCUUCAGGUCUUGAUACGGGUUGAACAAGAGCAGAAAGUAACAGAAGAUGCUCGCAUGUUUGCUGAGCAAGAUGCUGCUGCUCAAAAAUAUGCUUCCCACAUGCUCCAGGAAAAAUAUGAAGAAGCCAUGACUAUGAUUGCACAAAUGGAGAAGAGGGCUGUAAUGGCUGAAACAAUGUUGGCGGCUACCUUGCAGGGCCAGUCCAGCCAAACAAAAGCGCAAGGACCUUCAUCUCCUUCUCCAAGGGCAUCGUUGGACAACUCGAAUGCAACAUCCAAUCAGGACACACAGCAGGAAUCUCCAUCCAGAAAAAUCAGCCUGCUUUCUAGACCAUUUGGUCUUGGCUGGCGUGAUUGAAACAAGGAAAAACCAAACAACCUACAGGAAACUAGUAAAAGCAAGAUCUAUUCCGAUGGAGCUCAAACUACUUCGCCUGCAAAAGGUAUGAAUGGUACUCAUGGGCAAAACAUCUCUCCAACCAGUUUGUGCUCUUCAGCCUCUGCUGUUUAGUUCUCAUGCUUGCUUGUCAACUGAACAAGCAACCUACUAUUGGAAACGGUGUCUCCACGUCCGAGUUUAUUUUUAUAUACUUGAUUGCGUUACAAAUCGUCUGUAAUGGAAUUCUUUCUGCUGUAAUUUAUCUCUAAAGCACUGUAAUCAACUCGGUCAUUUGUUCCACAUAUAAUAAUGAUGCCCUGAAGGGUAGGUUGCUUCUCUCAACCCUUUUUCUAUGUAUCCUCCCACCUUUCAAUUGUCAUUAUUAUUAUUAUUAUUUUUUUAAUCUGAACAUUGCAAGAGC